Molecule: messenger RNA, 732 nt
Organism: Camelina sativa (false flax)
Lineage: Eukaryota; Viridiplantae; Streptophyta; Magnoliopsida; Brassicales; Brassicaceae
Source: RefSeq, a predicted model, not a curated record
AUGUUUGCAACAUUUGUCAGUGGAGUUAUCAAUUUCUUUGGCGAUGAAUAUCUAAGAAGACCCACACCAGAGGAUCUUCAAAGAUUACUAUAUGUUGCAGAAGAACGUGGAUUUCCUGGGAUGGUUGGAAGCAUCGACUGUAUGCAUUGGGUUUGGAAGAAUUUCCCAACAGCUUGGAAAGGCAUGUAUACACGAGGAUCCGGCAAACCAACAAUUGUUUUAGAGGCGGUCGCGUCAUAUGAUCUCUGGAUAUGGCACGCCUUUUUUGGAUCUCCAGGUACUUUUAACGAUAUUAAUGUUCUUGAUCGAUCUCCCGUCUUUGAUGAUAUACUUUAUGGUCAAGCUCAACAAGUUACCUACUAUGUUAACGCCAGAGAGUACAAUUUGACUUACUAUCUGACAGACGGUGUUUAUCCGAAAUGGCUAACUUUUAUUCAAUCCAUACCACUACCACAAAGUCCAAAAGCAUCUUUAUUUGCUGAACGCGAAGAAAGCGCCCGAAAAGAUAUUGAGUGUGCUUUUGGUGUCCUACAAGCUAUAUUCACCGCGUGUAUCAUACUCCACAAUAUGAUUGUUGAAAAUGAACGAGAUGGAUACACUCAAGCUGACGUUUCUGAUUUCCCACAAGGAGAUGGUGUGGAUCUUUCAUAUUCUAUCAAUAUGGCUUCAAAUAUCAGCAAUGUGUUGAAUGGUCAAACAAUAAUUCGUGAUAGAGAAGUUGAAACAACCUGA